AUGGAGAGAGAUAGCGAAAGCAAUGGGUACGACAGACCUCGUCGCUAUGAAAACGAGGAUGUUACGCCGACUAGUGAUCGAGAGCUAAAGGGCUGGUAUGCUUACGGCCUGGCUGCCGAAGUGUUCGCUGUGGCUGGUGUUGGCUCUUUUCUCCCAGUCACUCUCGAGCAGCUCGCAAAAGAACGAGGUGUUCUGCGCUCCGAUCAUGUCACUCCCUGUGUUAAACCAAAGUCUGUUGCGGCAGAAGCUCAACAUUUACUCUUACGAGCUGUUAGCCGUGCUACCAACGACAAGAACGCCAGCCAAUGUGUGAUACAACCUUUCGGAAAGGAUAUCUCGACAGCUUCGUUCGCCAUGUACACUUUCUCCAUUGCUGUCUUGGUGCAAGCGAUAGUACUCAUAUCGUUCAGCUCUUUCGCCGAUCAUGGAACAUACCGCAAAAAGUUGCUUCUCGCUUUUGGUUGCAUCGGAUCGGUCUCGAGCAUGCUCUUCAUCGUGGUCUCACCUAGUAUCUACCUCCUAGGAUCUGUGCUGGUCAUCCUGGGUGUGGCAUCUCUAGGCUCUUCAUUCGUGCUGUUGAACUCUUUCCUCCCUCUUCUGGCCAGUAACCAUCCCUCCGUCAUUUCUGCAGAGAGACAGGAGGGGUCUCCUUUGGCAACGGUUGACAUGGUCGAACCUGACGGAUCAUAUUCGCCAGCGCCUAAUGCAGAGCAUACAAAUCCUUCCAGGCCACAAGACAGCAAGCAAACAUCGCCUGCUCUGGCACUCUCAAACAAGAUUUCUGCCAAAGGUGUAGGUCUCGGCUACAUGGCAGCAGUACUCGUUCAAAUCAUCAGCAUCGGUAUGCUCUUGACCUUGAACAAGGUCAACUGGUCAUCCCAAUCUAUCCCGCUCCGGGUAAUCCUACUCAUGGUCGGAAUUUGCUGGGCAGCAGGUGGUAUUCCAGGAGCCCUUUGGUUGCGCGAUCGUCCUGGCCCUCCACUUCAAAGUCUCAGUGGCAGGCAUGGUAAGGUUGGUCAAGUUCUCGCGUACUUCAGAUUCGCUUGGUCGUCAGUAUGGCAGACUGUGAAACAAGCUGUCAAGCUUCGCCAGACUGUCAUUUUUCUGAUCGCAUGGUUCUUACUAUCCGACUCGAUUGCCACUGUCUCCGGCACUGCUAUUCUGUUUGCAAGAACUGAGCUCAAGAUGAGUACUGUGCAGAUUGCCAUUCUGUCCAUCACCGCUACAUCGUCCGGUAUCGCUGGUGCGUUCACUUGGCCGGUCAUUUCGCGUCGCUACCAACUUCACACUCAGCAGACAAUCAUUGGCUGCGUCCUGCUUAUGGAGAUCAUCCCCAUCUAUGGACUGAUCGGUUAUCUUCCAUUCGUUCAGUCUUGGGGAGUUGGAGGUCUACAACAGGCUUGGGAGAUCUACCCGCUAGGUGUAGUACAUGGCUUCGUGAUGGGUGGUUUAUCCUCCUACUGCCGCUCCUUCUAUGGCUUGCUCAUCCCACCCGGUAGCGAGGCGGCUUUCUACGCCCUAUACGCCGUCACUGACAAGGGCAGCUCAGCCAUCGGCCCUGCUAUUGUCGGUAUGAUUGUCGACGUCACUGGUACGAUCAGACCUGCGUUUGCGUUUUUGGCUGUGCUGAUCGCUCUGCCCAUUCCUCUCAUCUACAUCAUCGACACUGAGAAGGGUAGAGCUGAUGCACUGGCUAUGGCUGGCGUGAGGAGUAAGCCAACGAGUUAUAAUUCCGAUGCUAGAGACCGCGAGAGCUACGAUGAGGAUGCGCAGCCUUUCCUUUCGCAGCAUGAGAGAAACGAUUGA
Messenger RNA from Aureobasidium pullulans EXF-150, 1806 nucleotides. RefSeq names its product MFS general substrate transporter. Gene Ontology annotation, biological process: amino acid transmembrane export from vacuole. Bases 1 to 1806 code for a protein of 601 amino acids. The record is from RefSeq and is a predicted model, not a curated record. Lineage: Eukaryota; Fungi; Ascomycota; Dothideomycetes; Dothideales; Saccotheciaceae. The transcript has 3 exons.